Messenger RNA from Homarus americanus (American lobster), 879 nucleotides. RefSeq names its product putative protein TPRXL. Lineage: Eukaryota; Metazoa; Arthropoda; Malacostraca; Decapoda; Nephropidae. The coding region runs from base 1 to 879 and encodes 292 amino acids. The record is from RefSeq and is a predicted model, not a curated record. The transcript has 4 exons.
AUGAGGCUCACAGGAAGAAUUUCAAGACCCUAUGAGCACCCAGAAGCUCUAAAGGGUUCUCUCGGGGGCUCUCAGAAGCCCCAAGACUCUAUCACAGGGCUCAGAGAUUAUCGAGGACCCCCAAAAGCUUCCGGAGGCUCAGAAGAGACUCUUAAUAAGCUCCCAGCGCACACACAAAAAAGAAACCUCCCACAGAUUCUUAGGACUCCACCACAGUGGGUCCAGGACUUCACCACAACAAGGCCAGGACUCCACCACAGCAGGGGCAAGACCCCACCACAGCAGGGGCAAGACUCCACCACAGCAGGACCCCAUCACAGCAGGACUCCACCACAGCAGGGGCAGGACUCCACCACAGCAGGGGCAGGACUCCACCACAGCAGGGCCAGGACACAGUUUGGCAGCGUCUUGGUGAUGGCUCAGGCCACAAAGAGCUCUACACCUAGCAGCUCUCAGACCACAAAGAGCUCUACACCUAGCAACUCUCAGGCCACAAAGAGCUCUACGCCUAGCAGCUCAGACCAAAGAGCUCUACGCCUAGCAGCUCUCAGACCACAAAGAGCUCUACGCCUAGCAGCCUCAGGCCACAAAGAGCUCUACACCUUGCAGCUCUCUAAACCUAGCAGCUCUCAGGCCACAAAGAGCUCUACACCUAGCAGCCUCAGGCCACAAAGAGCUCUACACCUAGCAGCUCUCAGGCCACAAAGAGCUCUACACCUAGCAGCUCUCAGGCCACAAAGAGCUCUACACCUAGCAGCUCUCAGGCCACAAAGAGCCUCUACACCUAGCAGCUCAGGACUAAAGAGCUUCUACAACCAGCAGCUCUCAGGCCACAAAGAGCUGUAUAAGAGAAAGUUUCAGAAGCACAAGAGACCGUGA